AUGUCCAUCAUGGCAUACCACGCCAAGACGGCGUUCCUCUUCACUAGCAACAAUAUCAACGACAUAGUCACCACGGGCGUCUUGUUCGGCGCCCUCCAUGGCCGGGUGGCAGCCAGCAUCUCCAUGGGCCCCUCAUUGUCCUGGACGCAGAUCCUGGCGGCAACACCCGCCAUGGUACUCUGGUCGUGGUGCAACCUCUUCCUCUUCAACCUGCACAACCAACGCCACCCCUCGGCGGUCGCCGAAGAUGCCCGGAACAAACCUUGGCGGCCGAUCCCGUCCGGCCGCAUAACGCCGGGGCAGACAACCGCAGUCAUGCUCUGCAUGUACCCCGUGGUGCUGAUGGUCGCGCUCGCGGUCGGCGGGCUCGGCCCGUGUCUGCUCCAGGCCGCGUUGUCCUUGUGGUACAACGAGCUGGACGGGGCGUCCCACCCGUUUAUCAAGAACUUGCUGAAUGGCCUCGGCGAUGCCUGCUUGUUCGCCGGACCCCUCGAGGUGGUCACGGGCCGUUCGGUCUUCUCGGGACGAGGCGAGGCAGCCCGGUGGCUGGCCAUCCUGGCUGCGGCCAUCACCACGACGGUGCAUACCCAAGACUUCCGCGACUGCGAGGGCGACAAGGCUACUGGGCGCAGGACGGUGCCUCUCGUGAUCGGGGAUACGAACGCCAGGUUGAUGGCGGCUGCGGGCUUCGCCAUCUGGACUGCCGUAUCGUGUUGGUAUUGGGGGAUCGGCCUAGGAAUAUGCAAGGCCGGGGUGGGCGUCUGGGUGGCGGCUGCGCUUCUUGUCACGAAUCUGUUCCGCGAUAGGAGUCAGCGUGGGGAUUCGUUUACAUGGAAACUCUAUGCGUUGUGGCUCUUGGGCCUGUUUGCUUUGCCACCGAUGGCACUCCAAGGGGGCCUCUAG
Messenger RNA from Chaetomium fimeti, 903 nucleotides. Its product is annotated as UbiA prenyltransferase family. Gene Ontology annotation, molecular function: transferase activity, transferring alkyl or aryl (other than methyl) groups. The transcript has a single exon. The record is from RefSeq and is a predicted model, not a curated record. Gene Ontology annotation, cellular component: membrane. Bases 1 to 903 code for a protein of 300 amino acids. NCBI's taxonomy places the organism in Eukaryota, Fungi, Ascomycota, Sordariomycetes, Sordariales, Chaetomiaceae.